AUGUGCCAUUUUAAAAGUGAACAUUAUUUAAAUAAAAAUUGUUUGGAUAGUCAAUGGAAAUGGUCAAAAUCAACUGAAAUUAAUUCAAAAGCAAUUUUACUUGAUAAUAAUAAACAAAUAUUAUUUCAUCCAAGAACAAGUUCAUCAACAGAAGUUAUACUUGCUGAUCAACCAUUACCAUCAAAUGGAAAACAUUAUUGGGAAAUAUAUAUGCCUGCUGUCUAUGGAACAUCAAUUAUAUUUGGCAUUGCAACUAAUGAACAACAAUUAAUAUCGUCAUCAUUUACAAAUUUAAUUGGAAUUGAUCAACAUGGUUGGGGAUUGUCACAUCAGGGUUUAUUAUGGCAUAAUGGAAUUUCACAUCCGUAUUUAUCUCAACCUAUAGAACCAUUAAGGCCAGUUUUAAUUGGUUUAGAAUUUGAUGCGGAUGCAAGAACACUGUCAUAUACAAUUGAUAAUCAAUCUAUGGGAAUUGCUUUUCGUUCUAUACCAACAAAUGUCUUGAUUUAUCCAGCAGUAUCAUCAACGAGUGCACAAAGUACAAUGAUUCUAAAACAUUGUUGUAAAAUAUGUACGUCUUUAAGUGAAAUUUGUUUGAAAUUAAUUAAAUCAUCUGAGUUAAAAAAUAAGAUCAAUUAUCAAUUGUUACCUCGUCAUUUAAUUGAACAAUUGAUUAAGAAUGGAAAUAUUGAAAAUCAAGGUCAAUGUAAAACUUCAAUGCAUUGGGAUGAAAUUUCUUGGGAUGGAGGAAUAUGUGCAAGUAAACUAUCAGUUGAUGGUCAAUGUUCAAAUAAUACACAUUGUAUUGUAUCAUAUGGUUAUAUUUUGUAG
Molecule: messenger RNA, 831 nt
Organism: Adineta steineri
Lineage: Eukaryota; Metazoa; Rotifera; Eurotatoria; Adinetida; Adinetidae
Source: the annotation of a GenBank genome assembly